UUCCAACGUCACCUUUUUCAAUUGUUCCUCGAUUGGGUAUAAAUACUUGAAAAACUCUCAUAGGCCACCCCAAGAUAUGCGUGUUUGCCCGAUUUAUGUUGUUGACUCCACCGAAGGUAUCCUGGAGGAGGACGUAACCUUUUGCACCAAGAUGUUUCAGUUAGUAACGCGAUUAGACCCAUAUGAUGUUCAACAGAACAGAUUGAUCUUUCGAUGGUCCAAACAGAAAUGUCCUGCUGAAAAGAGAGAGAAAUCAUUCAAAUUUGUUUUACCAACUUCAGGUUCGAUUGUCUUGGUGUUGUGCAUUAUGUUCCUUCUACUAAUAUAUCGCUACUUCAAAACAAAAGGAGAUGAUCAUGCAAGACUUGAAAAGUUUUUGAAGGAUUACGAAGCUUUCAAGCCCACAAGAUUUUCCUAUACUGAUCUCAAAAGAAUCACAAACAAUUUCAAGGAUGAAAUAGGCGAAGGAGCUCAUGGAUCAGUCUUCAAAGGUAAGCUCUCCAAUCAGAUUAUAGUAGCUGUGAAGGUACUCAACAACUCUGAUGACGAUGGCAAGGAUUUCAUUAAUGAAGUAGGGACUAUGGGCAAAAUUCAUCACAUCAAUGUUGUUCGUUUGUUGGGCUUUUGUGCUGAUGGUUUUCGCCGUGCUCUUAUUUAUGAUUUUUUCCCCAAUGGUUCCCUCCAAAAGUUCAUAUCUUCCCCUGACAACAAAGAAAAUUUUCUUGGAUGGCUGAAGUUGCAACAAAUAGCUCUUGGCAUAGCCAAAGGGAUUGAGUAUAUCCAUUAUGAUUGUGAUUAUCGAAUUCUUCAUUUUGACAUAAAUCCUGGUAAUGUGUUAUUAGGUCACAACUUUACUCCCAAAAUUUCUGAUUUUGGUCUAGCAAAAUUGUGUUCUAAAACUCAGAGUGCUGUAUCAAUUACGAGAGCAAGAGGAACUUUAGGUUAUAUUGCACCUGAAGUUUUUUCAAAAAAUUUUGGAAAUGUUUCAUAUAAGUCAGACAUCUACAGUUAUGGCAUGUUAUUGUUAGAAAUGGUAGGAGGAAGGAUAAAUACCCACACAAGUGAAGAAGCUACCCAAAUUUUAUAUCCAAAAUGGAUCCAUAAUUUAAUUGAAGGAGGAGACAUAAAUGUUCAGAUUGAAGAUGAAGAUGACAGUAGAAUCGCAAGGAAACUAGCAAUUGUGGGACUUUGGUGCAUCCAAUGGCAUCCAAUCAGCCGUCCAUCCAUGAAAACAGUGGUACGAAUGUUAGAAGGAGAAGGUGAUGAAUUAAAGGUGCCACCAUCAAUUCAAUUUGACUCCAUAAAUUCCUUCACUACAGGAAGUGAUAUUCCAACAAGACAUUUGAAUUUAGGGUUAGAAAUUAUUCAUGAAUUAGAAUAAGAAGCAGCCUCA
Molecule: messenger RNA, 1393 nt
Organism: Neltuma alba
Lineage: Eukaryota; Viridiplantae; Streptophyta; Magnoliopsida; Fabales; Fabaceae
Product: rust resistance kinase Lr10
Exons: 2
Coding region: 77-1381 (434 amino acids)
Biological process (GO): protein phosphorylation
Molecular function (GO): protein kinase activity; ATP binding
Source: RefSeq, a predicted model, not a curated record